Molecule: messenger RNA, 1960 nt
Organism: Macroventuria anomochaeta
Lineage: Eukaryota; Fungi; Ascomycota; Dothideomycetes; Pleosporales; Didymellaceae
Exons: 2
Coding region: 41-1693 (550 amino acids)
Cellular component (GO): nucleus; RNA polymerase II transcription regulator complex
Molecular function (GO): DNA-binding transcription activator activity, RNA polymerase II-specific; transcription cis-regulatory region binding
Source: RefSeq, a predicted model, not a curated record
ACACAACGCCCGACAGCUGCGCAAACGCCGCCAACUCGACAUGUCUUCUGAUGACCAAGGCAUUGCUGCCCUCACGCCUCCAGCUGAUCACCACAGCGGUGCUGGCUCCCCUGCCGACUACAGCUCGCCACAGUACUUCCAGAGUCCUGCUGCAGAGCUUUCGCGUCGCCCCUCCAACGGCCGCACUCUCGUUCCUGUGCCUGCCCUAUGUGCGGCAACUUCCUCGGGCGCCGUUGCCACCACGUCUUCCACUUCUAGCAGCGGCGGCCCCUGCACUCCAGCAGCGGGCGGCCCCACGGGGAGGAGCUAUGUCAUUCCUCCGCGACCCAAGCCUGGCCGCAAGCCUGCCACCGAUGAGCCGGCCUCGAAGCGCAAAGCGCAGAACCGGGAGUCGCAGCGAGCAUUCCGGGCUCGCAAGGCGGCCAAGGUGACAGAGCUGGCAGAGCAAGUAGAAGAGAUGCAACAGAAGCACAACCAGGAGAAGAACGACUUCCUCAACGAUAUCAAUAACUUGCACAAGCAGCUGCAUGACGCAAGGAGGGCGCUCGAGGAACAGUGCAACUACGCCAAGCAGGUCGAAGAAGAGCGUGAUUAUUGGAAGGAGCAGCAUGACAGCGUGCAGCGCAACCAGCAGAACGAAAACACCCAAGCCAACAAUCAGAUCAACGGUCGCAACGAUGCCACGGCGACUCUCUACCAGCCUGCUAUGUCCCACGACCAUAAUUCCCCUGCUCGCCACUCUGUCAGCAGCUUCCCUGGUUUCGGCACCCCCAUAUCUGACGAUGUCCCUGGUGGCUGCUCUAACUGCAAGCCUGGCAACUGCGCGUGUAUCAACAGGAUGGAAGAGGACAUGAACGACUUGGAGAACAUGAUGAAUCAACCCUUCAUGCCAGCCGUGCCACUACCUCGUCGUAACAACCGCACAGCGACCGAAGUCAACAUCUCGCUGUCAUCCGAACCCGAGGAGAUCGACUUCACUGGAUUUGGACGCCCUUCUACUGCUCUCCUUGAUGACGAUCAGAAGAUCCACGACUCCUGCGGCUUCUGCGAAAACGGAGGGCACUGCGUAUGCCGAGAUGCCCGAGAGAAGCUGCAGGCCGAGGCCGAGCUCGCGCCCCUUUCGCGCGUUUCGAGCGGUGCUUCUGCGCAGACCAAGAAGCUUAUCCUGCCUGGUGGUUGUGACGAGUGCCAGACCAAUCCGGCAAGGCGGGCCUGGUGUUUGCGUGUUGCACAGUUGCGCGAGGAGGAAGGUCCCCGAUCAAGACGCAAUCCAGGCCCUCGGAGCCCGAAGAUGGACACUCUGGAGCCACCAGUCGUCUCACAGAUCGACAUGAACAUCAGCCGAGCAUCUCCCGUUCCUGGCAAACGUUCGGUCGGCUGUAGCGAGACGUUCACACUUCUUGAUGGCCGCAUUCCUAUGGACGAUCCUUCUGUCUUCCGCACCUUGCGACCCAUGCUUUCCGACGGACGACAAGAUACAUUCACCAUGGAGCCUCGCGUGUACAGCGCCAUGGAGAUUGACGCUGCAGAUAUCAUCACGACCAUGCAGAACAGUAGGGGACCCCUGAAGCCUCGAGAGUCAGACGGCGAGUAUGCACCUCUGGUCGCUGCUGCAGAGGAGCGGCGUCGUGCCACCCACUCGCCUGCCAUGCUUCCUACGAAGGAUGACCAGCCGACUCCAAUGGAGCUGUAAAUUCCUGUCUGCUUUGAGCGCGAUACCUUAGCGUGCGCUUUCUAAUCCCUUUCUUUCCGAUCAUUGUUGAUACCCUUUUAGUCUCUUCUCGUGGGCUACACGAGAGAGCACGUAUGUCCACAUGGACGCACAUACGUUUGUUUAUAUACGACUUCGAUGAUCCAUGGCUUAUUCUUUCCUUGAGGACUUCGUGAUAGUCCUCGCCGCGGUCAUUGAGCUGCGUGCGACGCAUUUAGAUACAACGAAUGAACGCAAUAUUCCAAAUAC